Penicillium subrubescens is the source of this 1596-nucleotide messenger RNA. Its product is annotated as sugar porter family MFS transporter. The record is from RefSeq and is a predicted model, not a curated record. Gene Ontology annotation, cellular component: membrane. Gene Ontology annotation, biological process: carbohydrate transport; transmembrane transport. Bases 1 to 1596 code for a protein of 531 amino acids. The transcript has 10 exons. Gene Ontology annotation, molecular function: carbohydrate:proton symporter activity. Lineage: Eukaryota; Fungi; Ascomycota; Eurotiomycetes; Eurotiales; Aspergillaceae.
AUGGCACUUGCGAUGGAAAAGAAGAAUCAGCCCUAUUUUGGGCUGACUGGAGGAUGGCUUACUUUCUGGGUCACAGUUGCUUGCGCAACUGAUAUGACUUUAUUCGGUUACGAUCAAGGCGUUUUCAGUGGCGUUGUUAUCACACAGAACUUCCUCGAACUCCAUGAUCUCGUCGGCCCAGCCAAGACCAAGACACUUUCCACUGUAACCGCCAUCUACGAUGUCGGUUGUUUCUUCGGGGCCAUUCUCGCUUUUACAGUGGGUGAGCGCCUUGGACGGAAAAGAGCAAUCAUGGUGGGCACGACCAUCAUGGCUGUUGGUGCCAUUCUUCAGGCGACGUCGUACAGUCUGCCGCAGAUGUUCGUGGGUCGAAUUAUUGUGGGUAUUGGAAAUGGUGUCAAUACAGCGACAGCUCCAGUUUGGCAGACAGAAACAUCCCAGCUAAAAUGGCGUGGCAAGCUGGUGAUCCUCGACAUGAUGAUGAAUAUCGCAGGCUAUUGCAUCGUCAAUUGGAUAAACUAUGGACUUUCAUUUGCUGGAGGCGCCGUUGCGUGGCGAUUCCCGCUUGCAUUUCAAUUCUUCUUUUUCUUCAUACUGUGGUCUACCGUACCUUGGCUUCCGGAAUCUCCUCGUUGGCUUCUAGCUCACGGAAAAGAAGAUAAAGCUGUCGAGGUGAUUAGCUGUCUAGAAGGCAAGUCCAUCGAUGAUCCUUUUGUCAUUGCCCAGCGCAACGAAAUUGAUUUUACCAUUCGCUACGAGCAUGAGAACUCGGUGCGGUGGCGCGACCUUCUAAAGAAAAGAGAUCAUCACACGAAAACCCUGCGACGGUUGCUUCUCGGUGCAGGCACCCAGUUCAUGCAGCAGUUUGGCGGUAUCAACAUCAUGUCCUACUAUCUCCCGACAGUCCUGGAAAAGUCAGUCGGUCUUAAGGAGAGCAUGGCACGUCUGCUCACGGCUUGUAAUGCCAUCUCAUACUUGAUCUUUUCCGGGCUCGCGGUGCUUUUAGUUGAGCGUAUGGGUCGUCGUGGCUUGAUGAUUCUGUCGACAUUUGGCCAGUUCUUGUGUUUCCUGAUUAUCACCAUUCUGUUGCGGUUUGCGGAGACUUCGAGUAAUGGCAAGGCCUGGGGAUCUGCUUCGGUCGCUUUCUUCUUUUUGUUCCAUGGGAGCUUUGGUAUUGGAAUGCUAGGUGUUCCCUGGCUAUAUCCGACCGAGAUAAACUCCUUGCCUAUGAGAACAAAGGGCGCCGCGGUAGCGACAGCGACCGACUGGAUCACAAACUUUGUCAUUGUCGAGAUCACGCCAAUUGGUAUACAAAGCCUUGGCUGGAAGUUCUGGAUUGUAUGGACGGUGACGAACGCUCUGUUCCUUCCAGUGCUAUACUUCCUGUACCCAGAGACAGCUAAUCGGAGUCUCGAGGAUAUCGACGCAUAUUAUCACUCUAAUCCGUCCUUAAUAGUGACAAUCGACGCCGAUGCCAUUUGCAGAAAACGACCUCAAAAGUACAUCGACCGCGAGGACGAGGAGCUUGAGAGAACUACUGCUAGCAAAGGAAUUCGGUUGGUAGCAGCACAGCACGUGGAGGAUAACGUGAAGUAA